UACUGUGUACAAUAUGAAUAUUGAAUAGUAAAAAAAGUAGUGCGUACGUACAUUUCAAUAGGUAAAUGCCAAAUGACUGUGUAAAACAAACAUAUUUCGACAAAAAAUCAAUGGAAUUUUUCACGUUCAGCAUAGCAGAUGUUUUAUUACCCUCUUUAUCCCUUUAUUUAUGGCUUUUCCAGGAUUAUGUUUACCUCUUCCUUUUUUUUUUUCGUUUCCAUUUUGUUUCAACAGCACUCGUUGAACCGCGUAAUCCGAUCGCUGACAAUAAAAUGAAAAUUUAAUCUGAUAGUAAAUAAAAGUAGAGUGAGUUAAAAGCCCUUGAAGAUAUUAAGUACUAAAUCGUCCCAGCUUAUGGGUAUAGGCAUACAGAUAUUAAUAAGUUAAUCGUAAGUGUAUUAGCCAAUUGACUCUACAAGAAUAUUAGUUUAUUAAUAAUGAAACCUGUACCACCCCAAAACUGUUAGUUAUUUAGAGACGAACAUUGAAUAGAUAAAACGAGUUGUUGAAAUAGCGACGCCGAUAUUUGGUGUUUUCGGUGCAUUGUUCUGGAAGGGUGACUGUGUAUGCUUAUUGGAUUUCAUAUUCACACUGUUCCGCGUGAGGGGAUGAAAAUUCACUUGUUUCCGAAUAAAUGCAUUUAAAUCAGGCGACAGCGACAACUUCAAAGCAAAAUCUGGAAUUGGACCUGGAUUAUUUGGAACGGCGCCAGAAUGCCACGGUCAUUUCGCACACGAGUCAACCGGCCCAACAGAAAGGUUCGAUUGAAAACAGUCCCGAGUCCGUAGACAGGAUAAAACUGAUCGUUUUGGGUGCUUCUGGUGUCGGAAAAACGAGCAUUAUCCAGCAGUUCGUUUGGAACGAUUUUUCUCCAGAAUAUGCCCCCACCGAUCGAAAACAUACUUACUAUCCAUCUGUAAUAACUCACGAUAGACUUUACGAAAUCAAAAUCACCGAUCUUCCCGUUAUUCCCUAUUUUCCGGUGAACACUUUCUACGAAUGGACGGAUUUUCGUUACUAUGGUUUGAGGAGUGCUACGGCCUACAUUCUUGUCUUCGACCUCUCGAAUUUGGAAACGUUUCAGUUCGUAAGGACGUUGAAGGAGCAAAUUUACGAAAGCAGGAACAUGGCCAACGUUCCUGUACUAGUGGUAGGGAACAAGGAGGAUCUGAUAGUGCAAGAGGAUGGUCCAGGGGGCGGUGGGGGUUCGGGAAAGUUGGCCAUCACCAGCGGGGUAGACGAAAAGCGAAGGGACAUUGUAAACUUGGUGAAGAAACACUGGAAAUGUGGAUACAUCGAAUGCAGCGCGAAAUACAACUGGAAAGUCAUCGCAGUUUUCAAAGAACUCAUGAACAUGAUAGACAGCGUCGAAAUAAGGGACCAGAGUCCCAUGUUAGAUAAUAUACAGGAGGCUUUGGAUAGAAACAAGUGCGCGAUCUUAUGAAAAAUUCUUUUUUUGUUUUGUAUUAGGAAACAAUUUACUACUCGGUGUCGCAAUAUUCGCCAGUAAUAAAAACGAAAGAAAGUAAUAAGUACUUAAAAAAAAAUAAAAAGUGACAAUCUAAUAAAUGUAGAUAAAAAAAAGCACAAAGUAAUUACCGUACUUUUACGUAAUAAAAUUGGUUGUGAUUAUUAAAUUGGUGGUAAAUAAGAAAUAGGUUCUGUAAUCGUACAAAAAUGCAAUAUUAUACUUAUAAUUGUUGUUGCAUAUUACAUUUUUUGUUAUUAGUAUUGUAUAUAGGUGCAGUAAAAUUUGAAGCAAUAAUAUUGCAUUCUUAAAUAGGGAUGAUGUUAAAAUAAAACUAGCAACAACUCGU
Molecule: messenger RNA, 1817 nt
Organism: Agrilus planipennis (emerald ash borer)
Lineage: Eukaryota; Metazoa; Arthropoda; Insecta; Coleoptera; Buprestidae
Product: ras-like protein family member 10B
Exons: 5
Coding region: 635-1444 (269 amino acids)
Molecular function (GO): GTP binding; GTPase activity
Source: RefSeq, a predicted model, not a curated record